Molecule: messenger RNA, 3075 nt
Organism: Durio zibethinus
Lineage: Eukaryota; Viridiplantae; Streptophyta; Magnoliopsida; Malvales; Malvaceae
Biological process (GO): positive regulation of growth
Source: RefSeq, a predicted model, not a curated record
AGUUUUUGGCAAAAAUUAAAAAGUCAAUUUAAAUGAAGGUGUAAAAGUGGGAAAAUGUGUAAAUCAUGGGUUGUUAGAAGAAAUAUGAAAAAGUGAAGCGAGUAUUAAAAAUGAGAUUAUAAACUUCAAUGUUCACUUGGCUUCGCUUUUGGUCUUUUUCGCAAUUACUGACUUUUGUAGAAAAAACAAAUGAAGCAGAACCCCAUGUGGCUCCUUUAGCCUAUACUGCAUCUUCCCAGCUACUGCCUCACUUUGUCUUUUCAAUUUCCUUUCAUUUCCCAUUUUUCUUCCUUCUCAGCUUCUGAAACUGAGUGUUCUUUAACCACUUCAUGCGAUCGAACUUUUCGGAUAAAAAGAUGGUAGCAGAAUCUUGGUUUCAUAGUCUUUGGAAAAUUCCUCGGAAGCAUGAUGGAGGCUCUGAGAGGGUUGAAAUUGGAGUAUUAGCGUUUGAAGUUGCGAGCUUGAUGUCUAAGCUUGUGCAUCUAUGGCAGUGUCUGAGUGAUAAGCAGGUUAUUAGGUUGAGAGAAGAGAUCACGACUUCUGUGGGGAUUAAGAAACUAGUAUCUGAAGAUGAAGACUACAUUGGACGCUUGAUAUGUGCAGAAAUGAUUGAAAAUAUUACACAUAUGUCAGAGACAGUGGCUAGGCUUGCGAAGAAAUGUAGUGAUCCGGGUUUGAAGAGUUUUGGACUUGUGUUCACUGAGUUGGUCCAGAUUGGUGCUGAUCCUUAUGGUUGGAUAUUUUCAUCAAAGAAGAUGGACAAGAAAGUGAAGAAGAUGGAACGUUUUAUUUCGGUGAAUGCAACUUUAUAUCAAGUGAUGGAAAUCCUUGCUGAUUAUGAGCAAACUCUAAGGAGGAUGAAAAGUGGUGAUACAGAGACAGAGAGUUUGCUUGAAUUCCAGAAGAAGGUUAAGUGGAAGCAGCAUGAAGUGAAGAGUUUGCGGGAGAUGUCUCUUUGGAAUAGGACUUAUGAUUAUACAAUUCGUCUCUUGGCAAGAUCAAUAUUCACAAUAUAUGGUAGGAUUAAACAUGUCUUUGGAAUUGAACAAAAUGUAGAUGAUGGAGAUUCGAGAGUGACGAAUUCAGAUUUUAUGUAUCGCAGCCAAUCAGUUUCUGCCCUAAUGCAAUCUUCAGUUCAUCCAACCGAGAAUACUGGCCUUACCAGAUUUUCUUCAGGCCCCUUUGGAAUUUCUAGCACUAAAUCAGGCCCAAUUUCAAAACCAAAUAAAACAAUUUAUUUCCAUUCUGGGCCUCUUGGUGGCUUGGCCACAAAAUCAUGCUCUAUUGCUGGAAAGAAUGGAAAUUUCAACUUCCAUUCAGGUCCGCUUGGAAGGUCUACAGCAAAGUCAGGACCACUUUUUGGAAUGGAUAAAAUCAGCAAGAGGAUUUGGCGGACUGACAACCACCAAGCUGCUGUUAACAGAAAGAAACCACAUUUGAAAAGCAACAAAUUAACUCAAGUGGGACCUUUUAAAGGAUGCAUGAUAGAUGCCAAUGGUGCUACCAUCAGAAAUUGUUAUAUAAGUUCAAAUGGCAUUCAUUCAGGAAUUUUUAAUGGAGUCAAAGACGGAAAUGUUAAUCUUCCUGAAGGAAAUGCUGUUCAAACUAGUUCAUCAGUGUUUAGAUCUCAACGCAGGUUGUUGGAUGCUCCGCUUGAAACUCUUGGUGCUUCUGCUUUAGCACUGCACUAUGCAAAUGUUAUCAUUGUCAUUGAGAAGUUAGCAGCAUCUCCUCACUUGAUUGGUCAUGAUGCUAGAAAUGAUCUGUACAGCAUGUUACCUACAAGUGUGAGAGCUGCACUGAGGGUAAGGCUAAAACCAUAUGCAAAGAGCUUAGCUUCAUCAGUUUAUAAUACAGAGCUUGCAGGAGAGUGGACUGAGGAAAUGUCCGCCAUAUUAGAGUGGUUGGCGCCACUAGCUCAUAACAUGAUUAGAUGGCAAUCUGAACGGAGUUAUGAACAGCAGAACUUUGUUUCCAGGACAAAUGUGCUUCUGGUGCAGACUCUCUACUUUGCAAGUCGAGAAAAGACAGAAGAAGCAAUCACUGAGAUUCUUGUUGGUUUGAAUUAUGUCUGGAGACACGGUAGAGAACUCAAUGCAAAGGCUCUGCAUGAAUGUGCAAGCAGUAAAAUCUUUGAUGAAUGUUUGAAUCUGGAGAAAUAAAGUUAUUUGACCUACAUUGCAGUAUGUCCACUGAUGAAUGGCAAGAUUCCAUUUUCGUCCACCAAUGGCAGCUUGUCCAUUGUAUUUGCCAGCAUUGAUUGAAGAUGAAAGAAUGAUCCAACCUACUGUGAAAUACAUCAUAAAGCAUUCUUUGUGAGUCAGAGGUAUAGUUUGAGCUUUUAAAUCAUUUAUUAUAUAUAGUUAUAUUUUUUAGGGAAGUGCCGAUAAUGAUCUUUUCCUAGGUUUGAAGAUUGUUUGUUUAUUAUCUUCCAUGUAAUAGUAAUACCCUUUUCUAGUUAAGCAAUCAUCCGUGAAAUCUGUAUAUUAUUUAGCGAGUUGUAUAUUUACCAUAAAGGUUUAUUCUUAGAUUUAUAUGUUGGGGAUUCCUCUUGGUUGGGUGUGCUUUUAUCUAGCAGCCAAUGUGUGAAAAUAUUGAGUUUUGUACUUCUUGAUAACUGAAGCAGCUGUAAAUGAGGUUGCAUUGCCAGAAUCUGGAUUGAAUAUCACCUUUCAGACAAGCAGGCUAUCAUCUUACAGCAAGCUAUGAAAUUGCAGUGAGGUUGCUUGAAUUGUUUUUGUUGAAUGAUCUCGCGAAGUAUGGUAGCCGAUAAACAUCUGGUUUCAAUUUCCUGAGUAGCAUGAUUGUGAAGGAAGAGAUGUACUUAGAGAAGAUUGGUAUUUUAGAGAGGCUUGAGGGCGUUCAAUAAUUCCACCCAACCUUCUGCUGUCUCGUCCUAAUUUCAUUCCAAACUAAGCCACUGAACAUAUUCUGAGCUCCCAUCUUGCUGCACUAUGUACUGAGAGGCCAUCUGCCUUGUACCAAUAAUUUUAUUCAGCUCCAACUGCUUCCUUGAGUAUCUAAAACCUGCCAAAGGUUCUUCCCUUAAGCACAUCUUUACAUCUAUCCAAUAUA